Messenger RNA from Oncorhynchus masou masou (cherry salmon), 1718 nucleotides. RefSeq names its product RNA-binding protein 34-like. The transcript has 13 exons. Gene Ontology annotation, molecular function: RNA binding. Lineage: Eukaryota; Metazoa; Chordata; Actinopteri; Salmoniformes; Salmonidae. The coding region runs from base 1 to 1710 and encodes 569 amino acids. The record is from RefSeq and is a predicted model, not a curated record.
AUGAUUGUGGACUUCGGGAAACAGCAGAGGGAGCAUGCCCUUAUCAACACCAACGGAAAGUUGGAAAGCUUCAAGUUCCUCGACGUACGCAUCACUGAUGAUCUGAAAUGGUCCACCCACACAGGCAGUGUGGUGAAGAAGGCGCAACAGUUCCUCAUCAACCUCAGGAGAUGCACAAUUGAGAGCAUCCUGUCGGGCUAUAUCACCGCCUGGUACGGCAACUGCACCGACCGCAACUACAGGUCUCUCCAGAGGAAUUUGGCAGCAGAUCCAACCGGCCUCACAACCACAGACCACGUGUACGGCAUCGUGCGGGAGAGCAGUUUGCUGAUGUCAAUGUUGUGGACAGUGUGCCCCAAGGUGGCGGUGGGGUUAUGUGAGGGGCCAUCCGUGGACAAACAGUCCUUGGACUAUGUAGUGGGAUCAGUAUCAGGCAGCUUGUUUCCAAAGGAGUCUACAUCCAGCUCCGGAUCGUUAUCUGCAUUGUUCCAAGCUGCGCCAGUAGUUGACACUCUGUUCUUUGUUCCUGCUCCUAAGCCUGAACCGAGGAGCGUGGAGUUGAAGGAAGGUGCGGUCACAAAAGUCCCGAACCACCAGAAACGAACAAAGAAAGCCGCAAAGGACAAAUCAGCUGCAGACCUAAGUCUAGAAAACAGAGAAACUGCAUUACAAAAUGCUGACGAAGAUGAACAGGUCCCAAAGAUGCCCAAGGAGACUAAAAGGAAAGCUGUUGAGAUGGGAGAAGGGGGUGCGACAGAGGAGGAGGAGAGGCAGACAAAAAAACAGAGGACUGGAGCCCAAAUUGCAGAGGAGAGGGUAAAGCAGAAACGAACAGUGUUUGUCGGCAACCUUCCUGCCAGCUGCACAAAGAAGACACUACAGCUCGUCUUCAAGGAUCAGGGAGCCAUUGAAAGCAUUCGAUUUCGAUCAGUGGUAAGAGAAGAUCCAUCUAUGUCACGCAAAGUAGCAGCUAUUCAACGCAACGUUCACCCCAAGAAGCAGAGCAUCAAUGCCUACGUGGUUUUCGAAGCUGAAGAAGGAGUCGAGAAGGCAUUGGAAAGGAACGGCAUGGAGAUUGAGAAAAACUUUCACAUCCGAGUCGACAGGGUCUCCAAAAGUUCAUUGCACGAUCACAAGAGGUCAAUAUUCAUUGGCAAUCUACCAUUCGAUAUAAACGAAUUGCCAUUGCGACAGCACUUUGAGGAGUGUGGCAAGGUGGAGGGGGUGCGGCUGGUGCGGGACAAGAACUCUGGAAUGGGCAAGGGCUUCGGCUACAUCUUAUUCGAGAGCAUCGAUGCUGUCCAGCUGGCCUUGAAACUAGACGGCUCAAAACUCCUCGGGAGGUCGGUCCGGGUGAAGAGGUCAGUGAAGAAGGAGAAAGAGAAGACGAAGGUGGUGCACAGAGGUCCCAGAGGGAAAGAAAGAGAGAUUAAGGGUGCAGGGAAGGAGCCUACGAAAGGGGGAUUUAAGGAGAGACCGGGCCAGGGAGGUCCCCAAAACAAAUCUUCCGGGAGGCCGCAGGGGAAGGGGCCUCAAAUGAAAUCGAUGGGGAAGCCAUUCAAGAAAAGUCUAGGUGAGGCAACGAAAGCCCCCACAGGCCCCUCUUCCUUCAAAGGUGAGAUGGCCGACCCAAACAGAAAAAAAGCAAAGGUGAAAGCACUGAAGAAGAAACUCAAACCGAGGAAAAGGAAUCAGGUCGUACACAUUUGAUGGUCUGU